This is a messenger RNA of Nerophis ophidion (straightnose pipefish), 2463 nucleotides long. RefSeq names its product extracellular calcium-sensing receptor-like. Gene Ontology annotation, molecular function: G protein-coupled receptor activity. The transcript has 6 exons. Gene Ontology annotation, cellular component: membrane. Lineage: Eukaryota; Metazoa; Chordata; Actinopteri; Syngnathiformes; Syngnathidae. The coding region runs from base 10 to 2463 and encodes 817 amino acids. Gene Ontology annotation, biological process: G protein-coupled receptor signaling pathway. The record is from RefSeq and is a predicted model, not a curated record.
GGGGACAUAAUGAUUGGCGGGAUUUUUCCCGUUUUUAACAAAGAGAUAGCCAGCAUUUCUACUUUUGAUCAGAAGCCUUCUGGAGUCAAAUGUGCUGGGUUUGACCUGCGAGUUUUUCGAUGGACUCAAGUGAUGGCAUUUGCAAUUGAAGAGAUCAACGAAGAUACUGUGCUCCUGCCAAACAUAUCACUGGGAUACCGGAUCCUGGACUCAUGUGCAUCUCCUACUAACACUUUACGAGCUGCACUAUCACUGGCUGUAGGAGAAGAGGAGACAGAACCAGGCGUGUCUUGUCUCCCAGCCAUAUCGGCCCUGAUAGCCGAGUCUGGAUCAUCCCAGUCUCUGGCCGUAGCAGGGACACUCGGACCGUUUCAAUUACCAAUUGUGAGCUACUUCUCAACAUGUGCUUGUUUGAGUGACAGAUCAAAGUAUCCAACAUUUUUUCGAACAAUUCCCAGUGACUAUUUCCAGGCAAAAGCUUUGGCAGCUCUGGUUAAACGCUUUAGCUGGCGUUGGAUUGGAGCUAUACAGUCUGACAAUGACUAUGGGCGUCACGGGGUCCUCGCCUUCAAGCAAGAGGUUAAAAAGCUUGGUGUUUGUAUUGCAUUCGUUGGGACAAUUCUGCGUACAUACCCAGUGGAAAGGAUCAAGGCUGUUGUAGAAAUGAUCAAAAUAUCACGUAUUAAAGUUGUUCUUGCGUUUGUGCCUGAGGGUGACUUUUACCCUUUGAUGACAGAACUGGUUAAACAGAACAUCACAGGGAUCCAGUGGAUCGCCAGCGAGGCCUGGAUAACAGCUCCUCGACCCUCCACACCAGAAAUCUACCAAGCUUUCGGGGGAGCUCUCGGCUUUGUCGUGCAGAAGAUGGCCAUUCCUAAACUGAAACCUUUUCUUAGGGGCAUCAACCCUUAUAAAGAUGCAAGUUCUGCCUUUGUGAGGGAAUUCUGGAAGAGUAUGGUGGGUUGCAAAGUUGUUUUACCCGGGGAGCACGCCGACGACUCGCAUGCAAUAUGCGCAGGCAAUGAGACAAUAAUGAACUCCCGGGAUGUUUUCUUCAACGUCACUCAGCUCAGGGUGUCCUAUAAUGUGUACAAGGCAGUUUAUGCCGUUGCACAAGCUCUGCACCAACUGAUUUUUUGCCAAGCAGUUGGUGAAAAAACAGCUCAACCAUGUUUGAACUUAGCAGACAUUCAGCCAAAACAGGUGACUGAUCACCUCCAAAGGGUGAGCUUUAAAAAUCAAUUUGGUGACGAUGUCUUCUUUGAUGAAAAUGGCGACCCUCCGGCUUCUUAUGACCUCAUCAAUUGGCAGCUCAGAGACGGGCAGGUCCAACAUGUAACACUGGGGCACUUUGCCUCGACUGCUAACGGCAACUACGAGCUCAGCAUCCGUGAGAGGGACAUAGUGUGGAGGACUGGCAACACGGUUCCAAUAUCGGUGUGCUCUGUAGAAUGUCCACAGGGGACCAGGAAAGCUCAAAUAAAGGGUAAACCUGUCUGCUGUUUCGACUGCAUCCCAUGUCCUGAUGGUACUAUAGCCAACACAACAGGUGCAGCAGAUUGCAUACCUUGUAAAAAAGAGUUCUGGUCCAAUGAGAGGAGGACUGAGUGCAUUCCAAAAACAAUAGAGUUCCUGACCUAUUACGAGCCGAUGGGAAUAGCUCUGACGGUUGUGUCCCUGAUGGGGGCCUCACUGUCUAUGGCCAUCAUGCUCAUCUUCAUCUGUUACAAGAACACACCAGUCAUAAAGGCCAGCAACUCGGAGCUGAGCAUCUUCUUGUUGUUUUCUCUCUUUUUGUGCUUUCUCUGUCCUCUCACGUUCAUCGGCAAACCCACAACGUGGGUAUGCAUGCUGCGCCACACCGCUUUCGGAGUGACAUUUGCUCUGUGUAUUUCCUGCAUCUUAGGCAAGACCAUUGUGGUCGUGACGGCUUUUAAAGCCUCCUUUCCCGGCAGCAAAGUAGCAGGGAAGUUUGGUCCGAUGCAGCAACGGAUCAUAGUUUGCUGCUGCACUCUCGUACAAAUACUGAUAUGUGUGCUAUGGCUAAAAAUAAGCCCCCCCUUUCCUGCCCUGGUUUUCAAGCACAGUAAUAGGAAAAUCAUUUUAGAAUGCAACACCGGUUCUGAAGCAGCGUUCUAUGCUGUGCUGGGUUACAUAGGUUUACUCUCAACUAUAUGUUUGAUUCUGGCAUUUCUGGCAAGAAAGCUGCCUGAUAACUUUAACGAGGCCAAAUUUAUAACAUUUAGCAUGUUGAUAUUCUGUGCGGUCUGGAUCGCCUUCAUCCCAGCAUAUGUCAGCUCUCCCGGGAAGUUUACUGUUGCCGUGGAGAUAUUUGCCAUUUUGUCCUCAGCUUUCAGUUUACUAUUCAGCAUUUUCGCACCAAAAUGUUACAUAAUAUUAAUAAAGCCCGAAAAGAACACCAAAAAGCAUGUCAUGGGAAAAAUGUUGAAUGUGGGUCAAUGA